Hyposmocoma kahamanoa is the source of this 1764-nucleotide messenger RNA. Its product is annotated as sodium-dependent nutrient amino acid transporter 1-like. Bases 1 to 1764 code for a protein of 587 amino acids. Gene Ontology annotation, biological process: sodium ion transmembrane transport. The transcript has 12 exons. Gene Ontology annotation, cellular component: membrane. Lineage: Eukaryota; Metazoa; Arthropoda; Insecta; Lepidoptera; Cosmopterigidae. The record is from RefSeq and is a predicted model, not a curated record.
AUGGGGUCAGGCUCGGCCUACGGCGCGCGGUCGGGAUCAGAUUGUGGGUUCACAUUUGUGACAAUAUUUUUCUUUAUGUUGGUUCAGUUAACGAUAGGUGUUAGUUAUAUGUUUAUGGAUUCUUUCAUAAAAUUAUAUACCGGAAAAGCUGACCUCAACAAAAAUCUGAACCCGCUCUUAAAAGGAGUGGCUUAUGGACUAUUGCUACAAACUUUAUUUUGGACUUUAAUACACGCAAACGAUCUAGCGGACGCAGUUAGUUAUUUUUUCAAUUCUUUAAAAUUCAUACCACCGUGGUCAAUAUGUGAUCCGAAAAUGAAAAAGUGUAAAGCUACUAAAGAUAUCAUAUUGCAAUGUAAACUUGCAGCGACCAGCGGCAAUAAACAAAAGCAGAUAAGUCUGAAUCUUACAUCUGCGCAUCAUUAUUACGAGAGCAUUUUUCAUACUCAAGAAAGAUCCGCACUUACAACAAAAUUUUUUUUAAUAGCCAUGGUGUGGAUUAUUAAUUUCUUUUUUUCAUCAGUUUCUGACCUAGCUUUAAUAAGACUUUUCAAGUUAAUGUAUAUAUUAAGAACUUUGACAACAAUUUUUUCUACGAUUUUCAUUCUUUUCGCUUUACCCGAAUUCAUUUCAAUAGCUCUCGGUGAUUUAAUGAAUGUGGCUGCUAAAGUGUCUGUAACUGAGACAUUUUUGCAAGUUUCAUAUGCUUACGGUAUUGGAGUCGUGGGACUGUAUGAUUUUGGCACAUUAUCUCCGUAUACAUGUGUUGAUAAUGCAAUUUUAAUAUUUACCAUCUCGUAUACAUUUGUUUCCCUUUUGAGGUCAUUAGUAACGAGGAUUCUAUACUUAAAUCUCAGAAAAUGUGUUGAUAUCAAUAUCCAAAAAGGAGAAAACAAUACCGAAGAUUACCACUAUCUUAUAUUCGUGCUACUGCCUUUAGCAGCUGAUCAGUUGAAAGCUUCAAAAGUUUUCUCUCUCUAUUUGUAUUCAAAUAUGAUGUUGACACUUUGUGGUCAUAUCGCAGCCUUUACGCUAACCAUGUCAAAAAUGUUACACAGUGAGUUCAAAGCAAUUAAAAACUUGUACAUAGUUGGCAUAAUAAGCUUUAUCGGAUGUGGACUAUCCAUACCUGUAGCUCUGGGUGUGAGUUAUUGGGGUGGAUUUAUAAAUGGCUUAAAUAUUACAAUGGUCUAUUUGGGAGCAAUUCGAGUGGCAAUAAUCAUGUACAUGUACGGAAUGAAAAAAUUUUGUACAGACAUUCAGUUUUGGUUAAAUUUUAAACCUACAAAGUAUUGGAGAGCAUGUUGGAUGCUAAUGCCCAUAAUUCUUAUAGUAAGUUAUGUAUUGGCCCUAAAAUUAGCCGAGUUAUUCCAAGAGGCAUUUAAUAUAAGAACUAUUCCAGCUUACGCAUGGUUUUGUUUAACAUUACUCGUCAUAACGAUAAUACAAAUAAAAACAAUAGUCCAGUUUAUUAUAGACAACAAUUUAUCUGCUGCAUUUAGAAGUAGUCCUAAAUAUGGGCCACCCGACGCAGAUGAGAGGAAAAAAAGAAAAAAAUACGAAGAAACUGUAAACCUUAGGAUAUGUAGACAUGCAUGCAUACUGUUAGAUGAUAAGUUUGACUGCAAUCAUAUGCCACUUAUGCGAAAAGAUGUAGCCGAGGCAGAUGCAGAAGACUUGUCAAUUACAUCCAUAUUCGAAGCUGGGAGAGCAGGAAAAUAUAGGACGUCAAGUAUAAUGCAGUUACCUCAACCAUACAACUGA